GUCCAUCGGCAGGCGCCUGGGGUCCUGUCACCAUGGAAACCCUCACCGGGGAGCUUCCCACGGUAACAGUGGGACCAGGCGCGAGUGUCAAAGCAAUGGUGGUGAGGGGUAAGUGUGUGUGUGAGUGUGUGCGUGUGCGUGUGCGUGUGCGUUUGCGUGUGUGUGUGUGUGUGUGUGUGUGUGUGUGUGUGUGUCCAUAUGUGCGUUUGGCAGAGGGUACUGUUGGGUGUGGGUGGAUGGGGUGGUAGAGAAGGUGCUGUUUUUUUAGUGAAGGAGGGGUUGCACUGUCCCAUACACUGAAGAGACCCUUUCUUCAGACACUCACACACUGUUUCAUCUCCUGAGCUGUUAAACCACUAUCAGUUGAAGGUUCUUAUCUGCACUGGAUUCUCUUUGUUUUAUUUGAGUCAAUUGAAUCAGGAAAGAGAUCAAAUUUGGAUCUGAUUAUAGGGCUGGGUUGCUGAACAGUUAGGUUUAGGUUUAGGUUUGAUCAGGUUAUAGAUUGCCCUGAAUCACACUUGCAAAUCUGCAAUGGGCAUUGGUUGUUGUGGGAGGGUAUCAAUACCUGUUUUCACACACUGAAAAAAGCACGUCCUGUGCCUGGGUCCCGGUGCUGCCUAACGUUCCCACAGCCCCCUCUUCAUUACGGAAGGGGGAGAGGAAGAGUGGAAAAGAGAAAGACUAAUUAAAAGAGCAGAAAGAGGGAGGAGGAGUGAGCACAGGAUGAGACAGAGUGAAAGAGGGAGAAGAGGCUAAUUGAAAGGAAAGCAAUGACAGGGAAGAAGGGAGGGAGAGAGAGGGAGGAGGUGGUUGGGAAACGAGAGGGAGGCAGUAAGAGAUGGAGAGAGAGAGAGAGCCAAAAGUGGCAACUCUGCCAAAGUGGCCAAGUGUAGCAUUGUCAGAAUGUGGCUGUUAAAUAGUGUGUGACAGAACAAACCCGCAGCAGAGUGACACCCCCCCUGAGGAAGUGAGGGAGAGAGAGAGAGAGAGACGGAGAGGGAGGCAGAGAGGCAGGAGUUUUGGGUAUAAGUUGGUUGAAUGCCAGUGGAAGCCAAAGGAGCCGGGGGAAUCCAUGACGAGCUGAGCAGCGAGGAGACGGGGGGUGGCGCGCCAGCUGAGACUUGUGAGGGUCUCCCAGAGCAGAAGAGCAGGCACGGAGGGAGAGAGAGAGCGGCCGUCACACGGAGGAGCGCGGAGCGAGAGGAAGGAGGAGGGACGCUGCGCUUGUCGGGCAGGAGGCAGGAGGAGAGAGAAAGAGGCUCGGAGGGAGGGAAGUGGCACGGGACCGUGGGUGCUGUCCCCAGAGCUGCCCGCCGAGACCGUCCCGCUCUUCUGUCCGUCCGUCCGUCCGUCCGUCCGUCCGUCCGUCCCUGAGGACCAGGAUUCGGCCUAGCCAUGAAGAGACCCCACGACUACAGCUCCCCCGACACGGAGGUGGAAGAGCUCAUCGACGUGGGACAGGAAGACAGCUACUGUCCGGUUACAGGCUCCAUGUCUCCAGGUAGUACCUCGCAAGUUUUGGCACGCAAGAAACGCAGAGGGAUCAUUGAGAAGAGGCGGAGGGACCGGAUCAAUCACAGCCUGUCAGAACUGAGACGCCUCGUCCCCAGUGCCUUUGAGAAGCAGGGCUCCUCCAAACUGGAGAAGGCUGAGAUCUUGCAGAUGACUGUGGAUCACCUCAAACUGCUCCAUGCCAUGGGGGGGAAAGGGUACUUUGAUGCCCGUGCUCUGGCGGUGGAUUACAGGACGCUGGGGUUUCGGGAGUGUGUGGGGGAAGUGGUGCGGUACCUGAGCUCGCUGGAGGGCCUGGAGGCCCCUGACCCUAUCGGAGCGCGGCUGGUGUCACACCUGAGCCACUGUGCCAGCGAGCUGGACCCACUGAUGCAGAGUCCGGCGGCCCUUCCCUUCGCACCCUGGCCCUGGGCCUCCUUCCCCCACCUCCCGACUCCGCCCCCCGCCAACUCCGCCCCCUUCCCGGGGGCCUCUCGCAGGGACCUCCCGCCCCACGCCGCCGCCCUGCUGGCAGCCUACCCCUCGCCGGCCCUGCGGGCGGCUCCCAUUGGCUGCCUCCCGGCCGGUCGUCAGGCGGCAGUCCUGAGCCCCGCCCUGGCUGCUGUGCGCAGGGUGCCCUCCCUCCCCUCCGCCGGCCCCGCCCACAGACUCUCUCAGCCCUCCUCCGAGGGUCACGGAGCUCCGCCCCUCCUGGUCACCCCACCCUCCUCUGCCACCUCGCAGGUGUCCUUCAGGCCGUUCGCUCCGCCAGGAUCCGGCUCCGCCCAGCGCGGGGGCGCAGGGAACCCCAGCAAAGCGCCGCAACCCUGGGGCACGGAGGUCGGAGCCUUCUGACCCCCGUCCGCAAGCCUCGAACGCGCACAUCACCCUGGGGUUCGAGUCAGAGGACAGCAACAGAAGAAGAAACGAAGGAGCUCAACAAAGGCUCCCCACUCCCUUUAUAAUCCCUCUUACAGUCAGUAUUGCGCAAAGGGAGAUUUUCGGCCUUCGAACCUCGCCGUGACCCACAAUGCAAUGUGAGGCCUUCAGUGAAAAGCAGACUGUGAACACUCAACACCUUUCGUAUCCGGCAGGUUACCAGCCUGCCUGAACCCAGAACAGUAGAGCGGCAGCCGUGCGGAUGCGAGACACCCCUUAAAUGGACGCCGGGCAGGCUUUGUGUCAGCGUGGAUGAAAUGUUUGGGAUUUUGGAAUGCAGAUAGGAUGUGGGCAUGGAGGCGGUGCACCUGUGUAGUUCACAGACACCUAUACAUAUCAGUGUGCGAAUGGCACUGAUUUAAAACAGACUCCCACAGAUAUGAAGGUAUCUCCAAAACAACCAUGUAACAUCAAAUGUAUAUUGUUGCAUUUUCGCCUUUUAGUUUUUUUUUUGUUUUUUUUUGUGGUGUUGCUUAUUGUUUUUGCCACAGCAUUUAUACACAUGCUAUUAUGGAGAAUGAUAUUUUUACAUUUUUCAUUGGUUGAAUGGCUUUGUGCUGCUCAUAAGACAUUAAAAGAGAUUCUGAAAAUGA
This is a messenger RNA of Anguilla rostrata (American eel), 3023 nucleotides long. RefSeq names its product hes related family bHLH transcription factor with YRPW motif like (gene heyl). Gene Ontology annotation, molecular function: protein dimerization activity; DNA-binding transcription factor activity, RNA polymerase II-specific; RNA polymerase II cis-regulatory region sequence-specific DNA binding. The record is from RefSeq and is a predicted model, not a curated record. Gene Ontology annotation, biological process: anterior/posterior pattern specification; regulation of transcription by RNA polymerase II; Notch signaling pathway. Lineage: Eukaryota; Metazoa; Chordata; Actinopteri; Anguilliformes; Anguillidae. The transcript is spliced from 5 exons. Bases 1396 to 2346 code for a protein of 316 amino acids. Gene Ontology annotation, cellular component: nucleus.